Molecule: messenger RNA, 2197 nt
Organism: Chaetomium fimeti
Lineage: Eukaryota; Fungi; Ascomycota; Sordariomycetes; Sordariales; Chaetomiaceae
Product: major facilitator superfamily domain-containing protein
Exons: 4
Coding region: 131-1942 (603 amino acids)
Biological process (GO): transmembrane transport
Cellular component (GO): membrane
Molecular function (GO): transmembrane transporter activity
Source: RefSeq, a predicted model, not a curated record
UCCCGCUUGUCCCAGAAAAACUCCAGAACGCGCCCCCUCUUGGCCUUUCUUGGCUUCAACGGUCAACCUCGGCCUGCAGCACCAAAGACGCAGAAGGCGGUUUCGACAACACAACAUCCAACCGCCCGAAAUGGCGGGAAACGGGAAACCUCAAAGCCAAGAAGGGCAGGACACAAACGCGGGCAAGGUGGAGGAGAAGCGCGAGCAAUCGCUCUCCGAUUCGAGCUCCACGGCGGCAUCAGUCCGUGCAGCGAAGGCCGACAAGGAGAGCGCGCUAGCCGACAGCGACCAUGACCAAUCUAGGUCGACACAUCCCGAUGCUGGCUUCAGCCCCCCGGACUUUGACAACGAAGAGACCAAGGUCGCGGUCCCGGGUCACGAUCUCGACGUAGAGCUCGCGCAAAACCAUGGCGCCGCCGAGCUCUCCCGCAGCAACACGCGCAACAGCACCAGGUCGCGCAUCUCGCGCAUCAUCUCGCGCAAGCGCACCGCCGAGCGCGAACGUAUACCGCACGCGCCCAUCCCCUUGUCCAACCUCGACGAGGGCGUCGUCGGCUGGGAAUCGCAGGACGACCCGGCCAUGCCGCUCAACUUCCCGGCGCGCAAGAAGUGGCUCAUCGUCGGUCUGCUGUCGGGUAUCACCCUGCUGACCCCCUUCGCCUCGUCCAUCCUGGCCCCGGGCAUCUCCGCCCUGAGCAACGAGUUUGGCAACACCAACCAGGUCAUCGGCGCCAUGACCGUCAGCGUGUACUUGCUUGGAUACGUCAUCGGGCCACUGUUCCUCGCCCCCCUGAGCGAGCUGUACGGCCGCCGCCCAGUGCUCGCCGUCGCCAAUGUAUUUUUCUGCUUGUGGUUGAUCGGGUGUGCGCUGGCGCCGUCGAUCGAGUCGUUGAUCGUAUUCCGCUUCUUUAGUGGCAUUGGCGGGUCUGGAUGUCUGACUCUCGGAGCGGGUAUCAUCGCGGACGUGUUCAGGGUCGAUCAACGGGGUUCCGCCAUUGGGAUGUACACCCUCGGGCCGCUAAUCGGCCCGACCAUUGGUCCCGUCCUCGGCGGCUGGCUCUCCCAGACCAUCGGCUGGCGUUGGGAUUUUUGGAUCGUCUUCAUCAUCUCGGUCAUCGUCGUCGGCCUGUUCGAGCUCUUCACUACCGAGACCAACCCGCGCAUCCUCAUCAAGCACAAGGUCAGCCGCCUGCAGAAGGAGCUCAACCGCACCGACCUGCGCAGCUGCUACGAGACCCCCGGCGCCGAGAAGCAGACCCCGGUCCAGACCCUCAUCAACGGCCUGAUCCGCCCGACCAAGAUGCUCUUCUUGUCGCCGACCGUCUUCUUCAUCUCCCUCUACCUCGCCUUCGCCUACGGCACGCUCUACCUGCUCUUCACCACCAUCCCCACCGUCUUCCAACAGACGUACGGCUGGAGCGUCGGCAUUACCGGGCUGGUGUACAUAUGCCUAGGAGUCGGCAACGUGAGUGGGUGGGCCGUCAUCACGGCGACCUCGGACCGCGGUGUGGUCAAGCGUACCCGGGCCAACAACGGCGUCUUCGAACCCGAGAUGCGCCUACCCCUGAGCAUCUACUUUAGCUUCUUCCUGCCCGUCACCUUCUUCUGGUACGGCUGGUCCACCUACUACCGCACCCACUGGAUCGUCCCGGUCUUGGGUCUGUUCCCCUUUUCCUUCGGCGUCAUUGGCAUCUUCCUGCCGUUGAUGACAUACCUGGUGGACUCCUUCCCGGUGUAUGCUGCCUCGGCCAUCGCCGCCAACACCGUUUUUCGCAGCCUGGUGGGUAUGCUGCUGCCCCUGGCCGGGCCGUCUAUGUACCAGAAUCUUGGCCUGGGUUGGGGGAAUUCGUUACUGGGGUUCAUCUGCGUUUUGAUGAUUCCGGUCCCGCUGCUGCUAGUCAAAUACGGCGGGAGAUUGAGGAAGAUGGGCUUGCAGUUAUAAGACGGGGGAACAUGGCGGAUAACGGCUGAUAAUACAGGGCCAGAUAGAAUCCUGAAAGGAAAAGGCUAGACAUGGUGCCAUUGUAAUGUUCAAAAUACAGUAACGACGUACGAAUAAUCCGCGAACAGCGUUGGUACGUUCGAUGAGGCCACCGCGUGCGAGGUUUCGAAACAGAUGCAGCCCUUCCCACCCUCUGCCCUCGACCGUUGCACGUACAGGCUCAUAAUUGUGCUGCUGGGAUCCUGGGGGUGGUGA